Molecule: messenger RNA, 1056 nt
Organism: Theileria equi strain WA
Lineage: Eukaryota; Apicomplexa; Aconoidasida; Piroplasmida; Theileriidae
Exons: 4
Coding region: 1-1056 (351 amino acids)
Source: RefSeq, a predicted model, not a curated record
AUGGCCAAAACAAUGAAUAAUGUAGAAUCGACAUCAGAUUAUUUUGAUGUCGUAAACAAGGGGCUAGAUACGCUAAGUUUUGGUGAGGAAAACAACACUAUUAGCGAUGGAUUAUUGGUUAAGUUUAAGACGGAAGAGAUGAAAGAUAAAGUUUUACAAGUGGAACCUAAGCCUUCCGCUCAGUUUGAUAAUGAAAAAUGGACGAAAAUAUGCAAAAUCACCCACAAUGUACUGUUGGCAAACAUUAAGCAAUACAAUAAUGAUAAUAACAAAAUCUCUAAUUCAUCAAUGCAUCCUAUUAUUUUGGCCACCGAUCUAAAACAUAACCCAGAGCAUACUUCCAAAUUCGAAACAUCCGUAAAAUUGUGGGAUUUGAACCUAUUAGAAUUCAUAUCAUUAGCAUCAUCCAUUGGUUCUUCAGAUUUUUCUUUUGCUUUCAAGCUUGUUGAUGUUCCAAUAUCCCCAAAAUCUACUGAAGUUUCACAUAAACACAAGUUUGUCAUCCAUAAAUUAAGACAUUUUUGCUUCAGGGGAGCACCUCAGAAUAAGGGUCCAUCCUCUCACACUCAUGGAAAAUUUAAGCUCGAUUCACAAACAAUAUCGCCUCCAAAGGCACAGAGAAGUGGAUCACAGGACAAACCGAGUAUACAAGAGAGAAAGGGUAGGGUAUUGGAAAAGUUUCAUGUCAAGGGAGAAGUUAAGGCUCCAGCCAAUUGGGAUAUAAAGUUAAAACAUGAUAACAGCUGGGAUGAUCCUAGCAACUGCAAAGGGGGAAUAUUCUCAUUAGGAGAUAUAAAAUCGGAUGGAAAAGUAUCUGCAAGUAGCGACGGCGGAUCAUCUACUAGUGCUUUAAAAAAUCUCUCCUGUCUUGUACAGGAUUUCAAAGUAGCCACAAAGUCUAAUAAUACUCUGGUCGGGAAUGACGAUUUGAAUCAAAUUAAGAUGAAAGAUAUAGACAACUUCGUAUUUUUUGAUGAGGACGACGAUUCAUUGAAAUCUUCUCAGUUUAGCAAGUUUUUUAAGGUAUUUAAUGAUCAGAAGGUUCAGGUAAGGUGA